AUGGUGUCCAAAAUUUUGCUCCAGGGCUCCCACUUUCACAGCUCCCGGCGCGAGAAGUUCGGCAACGUCUUCAAGACCCACCUACUGGGCCGGCCGGUGGUGCGGGUGACAGGUGCUGAGAACAUCCGCAAGAUCCUGCUGGGCGAGCACACACUGGUCAGCACGCAGUGGCCACAGAGCACCCAGAUCAUCCUGGGCUCCCACACCUUGCUCAGCUCUGUAGGUGACCUGCACCGCCAGCGCCGCAAGAUCCUGGCCAGAGUGUUCAGUCGUGCUGCCCUGGAGAGCUAUUUGCCGCGGAUCCAGAAGGUUGUGAGCUGGGAGCUGCGGGGCUGGUGCAUGGAGCCGGGCUCCAUCGCAGUUUAUUCCUCUGCUAAAACCUUAACUUUCCGCAUUGCAGCUUGGAUUCUGCUGGGACUCCGCCUGGAGGAAAAGCAGUUCAAGAACCUGGCCAAAACUUUUGAACAGCUGGUGGAGAACCUCUUCUCCUUGCCCCUCAACAUACCCUUCAGCGGGCUGCGCAAGGGCUCCCACUUUCACAGCUCCCGGCGCGAGAAGUUCGGCAACGUCUUCAAGACCCACCUACUGGGCCGGCCGGUGGUGCGGGUGACAGGUGCUGAGAACAUCCGCAAGAUCCUGCUGGGCGAGCACACACUGGUCAGCACGCAGUGGCCACAGAGCACCCAGAUCAUCCUGGGCUCCCACACCUUGCUCAGCUCUGUAGGUGACCUGCACCGCCAGCGCCGCAAGAUCCUGGCCAGAGUGUUCAGUCGUGCUGCCCUGGAGAGCUAUUUGCCGCGGAUCCAGAAGGUUGUGAGCUGGGAGCUGCGGGGCUGGUGCAUGGAGCCGGGCUCCAUCGCAGUUUAUUCCUCUGCUAAAACCUUAACUUUCCGCAUUGCAGCUUGGAUUCUGCUGGGACUCCGCCUGGAGGAAAAGCAGUUCAAGAACCUGGCCAAAACUUUUGAACAGCUGGUGGAGAACCUCUUCUCCUUGCCCCUCAACAUACCCUUCAGCGGGCUGCGCAAGGGAAUCAAAGCACGGAACAUGCUACAUGAGUUUAUGGAGAAGGCUAUACAGGAAAAACUGCAGAGAAACAACCCAGAAGAUCACAGCGAUGCUCUGGAUUUCAUAAUUAACAGUGCCAAGGAGCAUGGCAAAGAAUUCACCAUGCAGGAAUUAAAGGAGUCAGCGAUUGAGCUCAUAUUUGCUGCUUUUUUCACCACGGCUAGUGCUAGCACGUCUCUGAUCCUCCUGCUACUGAAGCAUCCCUCAGUGAUUGAAAAAAUAAGGCAGGAGCUGAUGGCCCACGAGUUGUACCAGCAGUGUGAGUGCUGUGCUGCAGGACCCUGCCCAGACACCCUGACCUCGCAGAGCAAGGACAGCGAAAAGCCACUUAACCCCAUGGCCGAAGAUGCUUGCAAGGACCAGAGCCAGCCCUUGCACCCAAUGAAGGAAGGCUUCCCUGAGUCCUGUGCCCCGCUGGAGCCCACCCUGCUCCAAAGCAGUCACUGCCCUGGUCCCCAGCUCCAGGUACCGUCAGGGCAGAGCUGUCGCUGCCCCUCAGACAUCAGCCUGGAGAAGCUAAGCCGCCUGCGCUACCUGGACUGUGUGAUUAAGGAGGUGCUGCGGGUGCUGCCCCCUGUCUCCGGAGGCUACAGGACAGCGCUGCAGACUUUUGAGUUGGAUGGCUACCAGAUCCCCAAGGGCUGGAGCGUCAUGUACAGCAUCCGUGACACACAUGAGACAGCCGCUAUCUACCAGAGUCCCCCUGACAACUUCGACCCAGACCGCUUCAGUGCCGCGCGGACGGAGGCUGUGGGACGCUUCCACUACAUCCCCUUUGGUGGUGGGGCACGGAGCUGCAUCGGCAAGGAGCUGGCACAGGCCAUCCUCAAGCUGCUGGCCAUCGAGCUGGUCAGCACAGCCCGCUGGGAGCUGGCCCCCCCUGGCUACCCCGCCAUGCAGACCGUGCCCAUCGUGCACCCCAUCAAUGAUGGGCUGCAGCUCUACUUCCACUCCUUGCAGCCCAGCUGCAGCAGCAAGGCCUGA
Messenger RNA from Chaetura pelagica (chimney swift), 2049 nucleotides. Its product is annotated as cytochrome P450 26C1. The transcript is spliced from 8 exons. NCBI's taxonomy places the organism in Eukaryota, Metazoa, Chordata, Aves, Apodiformes, Apodidae. Gene Ontology annotation, biological process: sterol metabolic process. The record is from RefSeq and is a predicted model, not a curated record. Gene Ontology annotation, molecular function: monooxygenase activity; oxidoreductase activity, acting on paired donors, with incorporation or reduction of molecular oxygen; heme binding. The coding region runs from base 1 to 2049 and encodes 682 amino acids.